Molecule: messenger RNA, 1632 nt
Organism: Enterobius vermicularis (human pinworm)
Lineage: Eukaryota; Metazoa; Nematoda; Chromadorea; Rhabditida; Oxyuridae
Source: the annotation of a GenBank genome assembly
AUGGAAAGCAUUACCAGUGGAAUGAAUUUUUUGAAACGACGGUUCAGUUCGCAAGAUUCCUGUGACGAGAAGACACCGACAAUGUCAGCUACAGCGCCAGCGCAGCAAUCACAUACCACUAACACGUCUAAUGGUUUUCCGCUUACAACCGGAUUUUCGUUUUCAAAUAUUGCUAACAAAGUUUCUAGCACAAUUAGUGCUCCAAGUUCGCCAUCUAAAAGUGGUAUGUCGGUGUACUCGCAGGUUCAGGGUAUAACUAAAAAUUUGAUGCAUGCUGCAUCUGGUGGCAUCUCCUAUAACCAGACUCAUCGUGGUAAUUAUAAAACUGUGCUUAUUAUUGAUGAUGAACCAGUUGAUUGGUUUGUGUCACUUACUUUUUUUUUCUUCUCUUUUAUUUAUUUAUUUCUUUCAUUUUUCAUAAAUGACGCUGUCGUUUACUAUACCGCACCGUUUUGGAAUAUUCACGUUUGCUGUUUUGGUUACAAAGAUUGUACAGUUGAAAUUCGAACAGAAAAAGAACGGAGAGUUUUUCAUCCAGAUUUUGUACUCUAUCAUCAGUUACCCAAAAGUGAUAAAGGCGAUUUCUCCAACAUUGUUUUUGCUUUGCUUAAGUCUGGCGUGCCUACAAUAAACCCACCAGAAGCUGUAGCGACAUUCAUCAACAAGAUAUGGAUGCACUGGCAACUGCAGAGGAGGGGUUUAAUGCAGAGUAUACCAAUAAUCAACCAGCAGUACUACCCGUCGUUUGAGCAUUUUGAACCAACAACGAAGUUUCCAGUCGUCAUCCGGGUUGGUCAUGGUACUAAGGGCUGCGGUAAGAUAAAAAUUGAUAAUGAGCUGCAGUUGUUAGAACUGGAAGGGAUUAUUCGAACGUUUAAGGGGAGUGAAGUAACAGUCGAACCAUUUAUCGAAACCAAAUACGACUUACAUUUGCAGAAGAUCGGAAGCGAGAUGAAGUCGUUUAUUCGUAAAGGAAUCUCAAACAACUGGAAAAGUAGUGCGAGUUCGGCAGUUCUUGAGCAAAUUGCAAUUACUAAUCGGCACAGACAGCUGACUCAGUCUAUUUCGGACAUGUUUGGUGGGAUGGAUUUGAUUGGCAUCGACAUUUUGGUAGCAAAAGAUGGCCGAGAAAUUGUUCACGAUGUCAAUGACGUGCUUAACUUACUUGGUGAUGCACAGGAGGAAGACCGAAGAGCUAUAGCAGAUUUAGUUCAAACCAAGAUAGUUCAUCUGUACGUUACUUUUAGUAUGCCUAAUUUUUCACAAAAAAAAGAAGUUGUAAAAUCUUAUUUCAAAUUUUUCACUCAGCAAGCUCAGCAACAACAGCAACAGCAUCAUCCGGACGCCAUAAUACAACGAAAGCCUGAACAACCACCCUUGCCCCCUCGGCCUACUACAGCCACCAUGACGCCUAGCAGUUCAAUAGAACAGCCACAUUCAAUGAAAAUGUCAACUGAACACAAAGACUCGCAGAAAAAGAAUGCCUCAGAAUCGGUGAAAGAGCAACAGCAUCCAAAGCCUACGCGCCAAAAAAGUUUGGCUGAAAAAGAGCCGCUCAGUCAGAAUUCCUUCCAAGACGAUACUAUGGGACAAUUGAAACGGACGUUUGCUGGCAUUUUUGGUGAUGUAUAA